Messenger RNA from Alnus glutinosa, 950 nucleotides. RefSeq names its product probable acylpyruvase FAHD1, mitochondrial. Gene Ontology annotation, cellular component: mitochondrion. The transcript has 7 exons. The coding region runs from base 84 to 755 and encodes 223 amino acids. Gene Ontology annotation, molecular function: acetylpyruvate hydrolase activity. Lineage: Eukaryota; Viridiplantae; Streptophyta; Magnoliopsida; Fagales; Betulaceae. The record is from RefSeq and is a predicted model, not a curated record.
GGAGACGGUUAAACGUAGGUCGACAAAAGUGACAGAUUCCAAGGCGGAUUCAAGAAACAGAGGGGAAAGGCUGUUUUUGAGAAAUGGCAACGGCAUUUCAGCAUCUAUUGACAGCGGGGACUAAGAUCGUCGCUGUGGGCAGAAACUACGCCGCUCAUGCCAAAGAACUAGGCAACGCCGUCCCCAAGGAGCCGGUGUUGUUUCUGAAACCGACGUCGUCUUACUUGGAAAAUGGAGGCACGAUCAGAAUCCCACACCCGUUGGAGUCUCUGGACCAUGAGGUGGAGCUCGCGGUGGUGAUCGGAAAGAAAGCUCGCGAGGUUCCUGAGGCCACUGCCAUGGACUAUGUUGCGGGUUAUGCUCUGGGACUGGAUAUGACUGCCAGGGAAAUUCAAGCUUCUGCAAAAUCUGCAGGUCUUCCAUGGACGGUAGCUAAAGGGCAGGACACCUUCACACCAAUCAGUUCUGUUCUGCCCAAGGCAAUGGUGCCAGACCCUGACGACUUAGAACUGUGGUUGAAGGUUGAUGGUGAAAUACGACAGAAAGGCUCAACCAAGGAUAUGAUAUUUAAGAUCCCGUUUCUCAUUAGCCACAUAAGUUCUAUCAUGACACUUCUGGAAGGAGAUGUCAUACUGACAGGCACUCCACCAGGUGUCGGCCCUGUGAAAGCAGGUCAAAAGAUAACUGCUGGCAUUACCAACCUACAGGACGUCUACUUCAAUGUUGAAAAACGGCAAAAGCCGGGAAGUUCUUAACUACAUUCUUCGCUCUUUUUCUUUCCGAAGGUGUUCACGGGACGGGGCGUACCAUCUAAAACACCAUUCUAUUCCAGUUGUUUGAAGGAGAACCAUCUAGUAAAAAGGGAUUUAAAUAAAUAGCUCCGUUAUGGACAAUUGGACAUGAUUUUCAGAAAGCAGAAUAAUUACUAUUUGUCUCACUUUUACAGUUGA